Gigantopelta aegis is the source of this 4641-nucleotide messenger RNA. RefSeq names its product spermatogenesis-associated protein 6-like. The coding region runs from base 82 to 1566 and encodes 494 amino acids. Gene Ontology annotation, biological process: spermatogenesis. The transcript is spliced from 13 exons. The record is from RefSeq and is a predicted model, not a curated record. NCBI's taxonomy places the organism in Eukaryota, Metazoa, Mollusca, Gastropoda, Neomphalida, Peltospiridae. Gene Ontology annotation, molecular function: myosin light chain binding.
AACAGGAAAACAAGAAACAACUGUGUGCACUGUUUAGGUUUUUUAAUUGAUUUUUAUUUAGUUCACAAUUUGUUUUCCACGAUGCCGAAACGAGCGCUUAGAUGUGUUGUUAAUUUAAAGAUUCAUGCAGUGUCUGCACCAGGGGUAUGGCUGCCCAGCAAGGAACAGGUCUAUUUGAGUGUGUACAUGCUUGGACAGUACAGAAGUACACAUCUCAUGUCAUCAAUUUUCCCCUUGCUUGUGGAUGAAAAGUUUAAAUUUGAGAAGACAUUUUACACGGCUAUGGACCCAUCCGAUGUAGCAGAUUACAUGGAAGAUGAGCUUGUCGUCUUUGAGCUGGUCCAGCUAUCUGAAUACACCGAUGGAGGCGUGCGAUUGGCUACAUUCUCAACCAACCUGAGAGACUUUCUCUAUCCCUAUCCCUCGCUGGCACCAACCUACACCUCAACGUCAAGAGAAAUGCUUCUGUCUCGCACCGUGGCCUUUCCUGGCAUCGCACCCAAGCUUGAGUUUUCAACGUCAACUGUCAUUAAGGAAUCGUAUUCUCCUGAACUGGAUGCCCUAGAUGAGGCUUUAGAAGAGGAAAGGAGACUGCGGCGGUUACGGUUAAAACAUGUUUGCAGUCCUAAAAGAGGAAGGCUGUACACUGACUGCAGCUGUUUACUAACGUUAACAGAGGGGUACAGAGAACCUACCAUAGCUUCUAUUUCUCGUUCUAGGUCAGCAUCUCUCAGCAAACGAUUCGAAGAUAUCGACCUCACCGAUUCUAUCACUCGACCACCAUUUGUGGUCAGGAAGCUUGAUAAAGAUCUGAUUGGUCGGAUUCCCGGUGGUCCUGCAGAAAAGAAUGCCCGCAUGAAGAAGAGGAGGAGUUACAGCCUCAGCCGAUCACCCAGUCGGACCAGUCUAGCCAACUUUUGUGAGUAUGUAGCUAAAUCUCCCGACAAAAGCUGUAUGGUUUGUGAGGCCUAUGAGCGCCACAUGGGACGGCCAUACUGGGGUCACGGCCGUAACUUCCAUCCGACGGGUCUCUAUUGUGAGGAGUGCUGGGUUUACCGGGAUCCAUAUGAUGACCCACUGCCAGUUUACCGCUCAAAAUAUCUACUGGAUGAUGAUGAUGAUGACGCAGAGGUUGCAGAACUGACAUCUCAGCGUCGACGUAAUGACAUCAUGCCAGUGCGACCGCGAUCGGUGAGCCCGUUCCUGUACCGGUCUAGCUACAGUAGCCGAUUCAACCGUCCGAGCUCACCCUACACUUCUUACUCUCCGUCUACCUCAUCGCUCACCAAACACCGGUCCAUGGAGAGGCUGGACAGACUCUCGCCAGUCGACGUCACACCAUUCCUGCCAAGACGUUCUCCGUACAGCUAUACCCGUGACUCGUUAGACGACCUGGAGAGGGAGACAGUGCUAGCACGGUCGCGGAGCGAAGUCCAUAUUAACAAUGACAAAUAUUGGACCGAAGAUGCUGCCCAGCUCAGUGGAAAGUCUCAUAGAAUGGUGUUUAUUGAUAACCUUAGUCAAAUAUAUAGUAACCUGUACGACAGUGCUUCAAGUUCAUCUUAAAUAUCUACGAUGUUUGAUGUACAGUGCAUGUGUAGUGCAUGUGGCUGAUAGCAUUUGUUUUCCUGUGAUCAAAGGGUAACUGUAAUCAUUGGUUAUAUUUAGAAACAAAUAUACGCAUUUUAUCAAGCAGAAAGUUAAUUAUGAUAACUCAUUUAUACAUUCACACUUUGUUGAACAUUGUAAUUUUAAUUAUAUAUGGGGCCUUUUUAUCUAUUUAUCAAAUUAAUCAAAUAAUUUUUUUUUUUUUUUUCCAUAAGGCAUUUAUUUCGUGGUCACGCAUAAUACCACAAAGAAGUUAUUAAUAUGUAGUAAAGAUUUUUUUUUUUUUUUCAAUACUUUUUCUAUCAAAUAUCACUUUUACAUUAAUUUGUCUGAAGAUGGUGUUAUCUUUUCUUUUUCAAAUGUAUAUGUCUGACUAAUGUAACAACACAUCUUAUCAGAACAAUGAAAACCCACAACAGUUUGGAUUAUCAUUUUACAGUGCUUUCACUCACUGUAAAUCUACACAGUACACAUCGGUCCCUGAUUUUAUUGCACUUCAACAUUUCCGAGUUCUUUGUUUCUUUGUCAUCAAUCAGUAAAUGGUUUCUUUUUUCUAUUAUACAUAUAUAUUCUCAAAUUCUGACUUCUACAUAUAUUGCUUAAUUUAGUAAUUGAAUUAAAAUACAUGUAAUUCGUGAUUGUCUAGUUAAAAAUAUAUAUCCUACUGUCAUUGACAUAGCUUUAAUUGUGGCUGCAUUCCCUGCAGUUCACAUUUCAAAGAUGAUUUAGUGGUUUAUGCUUUGCAAGUCAAUGGUGACUUUUUAUAUAUAUAUACACAUGUAUAUACAUAUAUAUAUAGCCUUUAUCCUACACACAUUGUAUACAUGUAAGCGUAAAAAUUCUUUGUUGUUUUAAAAUGUUAAAUUGUAAUUGUUGUUAAAAUAUAGAAUUAUAUAUAAACUUAGCAGAUAUAUUGAAUUAUUUAUUCUUAUGCACCUUUGCAAAACAGUUAGUUACUAUAAUCAAAAGUGUGGUUAAAAUGUUCAUGGACAUUCAGUGAUUGUUAAUGUUUAUUUGUUGAAUUAAUGCAUUUAAAUGCUGUGUCCUUUAGAUAAAAUAGUUAUGUUGUUAUAUGUACAUAUCCAUACAUCUUCUUUAUAAAUGAAAGAUACAAAUGACCCUAAUAUCUUUACAAGAUGAUAAAAACCCUUAGUGUCCUUUCCCUUAAAUUUGGAUACAGAUCCAUUUGCUAAUUGUUUCACUUGCAAAUUAUUAUUUAUGAUUAUUAGUUGCAGUGUACAGGAAUUGUUAUACUGGUUAACCAUUUUUAUUUCUAGUUUUAUAAUACUGCUUUCAAAAAGAAACCUUCAAUAACAGACCAGCGAAAACAACUUCCAGUGGCUCAGGGUUACAACAUUCAUUCAUUCGGGACAGAUAAUCUGUAAAUCCUUGUAGCUCUUUAAUUAUUCUCUAUUACUGUAUCUGAUAACUGUAGAUAAACAAACUUUGUAAGUGAAAAUUAUUACCAAAUAUGAAGGAAAUCCAUCAUAGUCAUUUUGAACAGCAAUUAUCACGAAGAAUUAUAGACAUUCAUGUACAUGUAGGUCAAUAUAAAUGUUAUUAAAACAGUAAUUUACAUAAAUAUUUGUAAUAUACAUGUACUAAGGUGUAUUUUAAAACUGACUGGAUUUCAUGUAUUACAAAGUAUAACAUAAAUUAAAUUUAUUAUCUAGUGCAUAUGGUUGAUAAUAUCUUUGUCCCCCAGGUGCCAGUAAGACGUCAAACACUGUCGUCAUAUUGGAACAUGUAUGUUGUCUUGUUCCAUGCGGUAUAAUAAUUACACUGGGCCACAUUGUUUUAAACUGGAUGGUUGGUGACAAAUGGGAUACUAAAUUGAUAGAAGCUAUCCUGAGUUUGGUGAUUGUCAUUGUAACUUGCUUUUGACUAAGUUCAUCAUUGUGACUUGCUUUCGACUAAGUGAGGCAGUUUAACCACUCAAAUUGCAUAUUAAAAGUGAUUUUCCUGUCUGUGUAUUCAAUAAUCUUUUUAUCAUCCUAAUGUUUGCAGUAGCCCAGACUGAAUUUUAACUCCCCCAAAUUUCAUAUGAAAAACAAAAUGCUGAAGUACAAAAGAAACAAGUAUUUUAAUUUAUUACAUAGUCAUGAAAUAUAUAGAAACCAUAAAAGUGAUCUUUGGUGAAGUGUCAUAUUUUCACAGUACAGUAAAAAUAUAUAAAUUGGUUUUUUGGUUUGAUCAUUACAAAGCUUCAGGGCCCGUGCUCAUAGACUUUAAUAAAGUCCAGACUUUAACGUAAUGCUAUUUGAAUGGCGUUGCCAUGAUGUUAAAGUCUGGACUUGAUUAAAGUCUACACUUUAAGGUUUAUACGCACGGGGCCUGAUCAUAUUGGAACAAAACCUAAUGUGCUUUAAACAAUUGUACUUAUAAAAAAAUUGAUAUUAAGUGCAAUGAUGGUAAAAUAUCUAAAACUGAUUGUGUACAGGAGUUAGUUUGUUUUGUUUAAUGACACCACUAGAGCACAUUGAUUUAUUAAUCAUUGGCUAUUGGAUGUCAAACAUUUGGUAAUCAUGACAUAGUAUUAGAGAGGAAACUCGCUACAUUAUUGUUAAAAUGGGUCUAAGAUGUUCACAAGACAUUGAUAAUUUUAAUAGAUACAAAAACUAAUGGGAUUUAAAUCGAAUUAUAAUAUUUUAAUAAAUGUUUUGAAAUUAAAUUAAUAUGUGUGUUUCUUUUGUUGUUUAGUAUAUAUUAGGAAAUAAACUGAAGUUUAAACAACAAGAAACCGAAAGAUUAUACACCUUGAAUACACAUAUAUUGUUAUUCUGAAAAGAAAGAAAGAAAGAAAGAAGUAUUUAAUAAUAAUGUCAGUAAUUAACAGUAUGUUAGUUAGGAAUCUUUUACCAAUGAUAGCACAAUCGGAAUAGUCUUGUUAAUACUGAUUUCUAUCAAGCUUAUUAAAAUUAUUUUACUCUAUGUCAACUUGUUAAAAAAAUUAAAAUUGUUCAGUAUAUUAUGAAUUUAAUUUAGGGGCAGGACGUAACCCAGUGGUAAAGCGCUCUUAUGAUGUGCGGUCGA